Molecule: messenger RNA, 3368 nt
Organism: Paramecium octaurelia
Lineage: Eukaryota; Ciliophora; Oligohymenophorea; Peniculida; Parameciidae
Source: the annotation of a GenBank genome assembly
AUGAUAAAUAAUUCAUUAAUCAAAGUACAAGUGCAAGAAUUUAAUUCCCCUGCUAAACCUUAAAGAAGACUUAUUUAUCAAAGAAUUAAACCUUAUAUAUAAGCCUACGGAUUAUCUCCAGAUCUCUUUGAAGUGAAAGGUAAAUCAGUUGUUUGCAAAAAUAAUAAUCCAAACAACUAAAGUUAGCAAAAUAGAAGUAUGAUGUCAAUCAGAUCCAGUACUAAGAAACCAAAUCAAAAAAUAUCCAUUCAUAGACCAUAAACAGCCUCACUACAGUUGCCUAAUAAUUUUGACUUACCUAUCUCAAAUAAGUAUGCUAAUCUAUUCAAUGAAAUAAAGAAUGCUGAGAAUAAGCCGCAGUUUCAAUAUCUUUAAAAAGCUGAAAAAUCAUUGAUUUUUGAAGAAGCAGAUGAAACAUCAUAGUAAAGUAUUAUAAGGAAGCAUGAUUCAAUGUUAAAGCACAUAGCACAUCUUGAAAAGUAAGCAAGUUCAUUAUCAUUUUAGGGUUAAAAAGCAGAAAAUCUAAGAAUUAGAAAUGUUACAAAGCAAAAUCGAUGAAGUUAAAAAUGUAGACAUCAAUUCUUCACGUUUUAUCAUAAGAAAGAGUGUACAUAAAUCUACUCUUAGGGAGAAGAAGGAUAAGGCAGCCUCUUACAUUUAGGCUCAUGUUAAAGGCAGGAUUUAUUAGAAAAGAUAUAUAUUUUGGAAAAAAAAGCAGGAAGAACAAUUAAGAAAACUUAUUUUUAUAUAGAAAUGGUGGAAACUUUAGAUGAAGCAGUUAAAAAUAUAGAAAUAAUUUCGAAUAACUCAUCGGUCCAAAUAAGUGAGGUUAAUUGAAGAUAGUACCUUUCUUAUUAUUACUAAUUAUUCAUAUGUUUUAUAUAGGAUUAGAUUAUUAUUGAUAGAUAGAAAGAGAGUAAUGAAGGGAGUUUUCAGAUUGUAUUUGAAUUUAUAGAAUUGUUCAACUGUAUUAAAUGAGGAUAUAUCAAAAGAAUCGUUUGAAUUUGAAUCUUUAUUGAAUUUAAUUAUCAAUAACUUGAUAUAACUAAUCUAAAUUUAAGAUGAUCGUUUAAUUUUAGAUUUGUAAAACUAAAAUAUAAUUGAUAUUCCUCAUUUGAUGUUAUAAGUUUAUUUGAAGUUAAAUUUUAUUACUGCUAAUUAAUAUUCAUUAUUAAUACAUAUUAAAGAAGAAGCACUAAAGGAAUCAGCUCCAUAGAAUUAACUUGAGUAAUUAUAAUAAAAUCAUUAUUAAAAUUUAUAAACUGAAAACUUAGAGAAGGAUAAUUAAAAUAAUUGGGAUAUUUAAGUGUAAUUUAAUCCGGUAGAAUAGUAAGUAAACGAAUAAAUUGUUGAAUAAUCUUGCUAAAUAAUAGAAGAAUUUCAAUCAUAAGAAAGAUAAUAAAAUAUCAAUUUGUAACAAUAUAAUGAUGAAAAUACAGAAAUGGUAUAAAAUUAAGAUCAAGAUCAAAAUUCAAAAAUAUUGAAUACCCAAAAUAUGGUUGAAAUUUAAGAUAAAUAAGUUAUAGAAUAAGAGAAAUAAGAUAAUAACACCUUUUAAAAUGAAAAUUAUUGUACCGAUAAAGAAUUAAAAGAUUAAUAAAUUUAAUUUGAUGAUUUGAACAACGAUUAAAAUAGUGAGGCAAAAAGGAAUCAAGAUUAAGAAGAUAAUAUUUAAUAAAACUAAACAAACAACUAAAUCUAAUAAAUUUCUAUUUAAGAUUCAUAAAAUCCAUAAAUUAAGCAAAAUUCUGAAAUAAAAUCCAAAAUAAUCUUAGAUAUUAUUUAAGAGUCUCAAUAAUUUUAAUAAAGUUCUGAAAAUUUAAAUGAUGAAGAUAACUAAGAAAUACAAUAAAUCUCUAAUUAAAUUAAUUAUAAUAGUAUAUAAUCGAGUAAUAAAGUAAAAUUGUUUGAAUCAACAUAAAUAAAUCAAAAUGAAAUAUCAUCUUCAUAAAGACUAGUUGAUUUUGAUAGAUACCGUGAUUAAGAAGAGAUUUAAAUAAAUAAAGAAGAUAUUAUAUAAUAUCAAUAGAAUGAUGAAGAUGCUAAUUAACAGGAAAGUGUAAAAUGUUAGAAUUUAGAUUAUAAGUCAGUAAAAUAAGAUUAAUAGAUUAUAGCUUAACCAAUAGAAAAAACUUCAUAAAUAAAAUUAAGUCAAGAGAAUUUUGUAGAAAAUAAAAAUGAAGAAUUUGAAUGUAUGGAGAAUAAGGUGGAUAGACCAAUUGAAAUUUAAUAAGCAGAUGAUGAAGACGAUCAAUAAGAAAAAAUAGUAUAAUCAGAAUACAUAUAUUAUUAGAAUAGUAAUAUAUUUUCAUAAAAGAAUGAAGGAGAACCCUAAUCAAAGAUUUAUAAAAAGAAGGAUAAUCAAAAUUAAUAGCAAUAGCCUUCAUAAAUUGACUUUCAUCUGAUUAAGAGUUGCGAAAGCAAUAUAUUUGAACCAGUAAAAUACCUGAACUCUGGAGAACUGUUGAGUAGAACUAAUUUUCUUGCUUAAUUGGGAUAAUUGGAAAAAUUUGAAAAUGAGAACACGUCUUUAUUGGUUUCAGGAGACUUGAAAAAGGAAGUGGAGGGUUUACCAGAGCCUAUAAAUUUAAGGAAUAAUAACAAUAAUCAUUAAGAAUAGUUAUUAGAAUCUUAAUCUUUUCUACAAAGAAUGCCUAGUGAAUUUAGGUCUCCUCUUAUGGAUGAUACACUAAAAUUGAGUACAACAUUCAAAUUUUAAUUCAGUUCAGAGUUUAAGGCUUUUGAGAGUGGAUAAUUAAUUUCAUAAUUAUUUGAUAUUAAAGUUUAGUAGUAGGAUUCGCUUGAGUAUUCAUUAGAUGAAUCACAAGAUUUGCAACCUAUUUACAUCACAACAAUAAGAGUAGAUAAUAUUAAUGUAGAUGUUUACUAAAUUAAGGAUAUGUUAAGAUUAAAAGACAAGAAUAGUAUUUAUCAAUAAUUUGAUUUCAAGAUCUCUAAAAUACAAUAAUCAAACUGUGAUUAUAUAAUCUAAAAUUUAUUUGUGUACAUAAUAAAAAAUCGUAUUAAUUGCAUAGAAGGCAAUCAAAUAGUAAGAAUAUAAAGAUACUUAAGGAGAUUCAGAUUUAUUAAAUCAUGUGUAUUGACACUCCAUUAAGAAUCAAUUUUAAUAUGUUUAUUCAAAUCAUGUAAUUUAUGUAGCAAUAUAAUAAGUUUUUAGGGUGAAAUUGAGUAUUUAUGGAUAAGUGUAAUAAGGAGAGGAGAUCAUGAUUGAGAAAAUGGAGACGUAGGGCAGGAAAAUCCUGGAAAACAACUUUUACUCAAUUUGUCCAUUAGUAUUGUCUUCUUAGAUGGAAUUGGAAUAAAUGAUUUUGACAGCAAUAAAGGCUUUUGAUUUUGAGAGUGAGUGA